This is a messenger RNA of Aspergillus aculeatus ATCC 16872, 945 nucleotides long. RefSeq lists its product as uncharacterized. Gene Ontology annotation, cellular component: nucleus. The record is from RefSeq and is a predicted model, not a curated record. The transcript is spliced from 2 exons. Lineage: Eukaryota; Fungi; Ascomycota; Eurotiomycetes; Eurotiales; Aspergillaceae. The coding region runs from base 1 to 945 and encodes 314 amino acids. Gene Ontology annotation, biological process: nuclear protein quality control by the ubiquitin-proteasome system; proteasome localization.
AUGAACAGUUUGGUGGCUACACCACCUGUGCCUCCUCACCACUUCUACGAACCUUCUCGUCUCUCUCCUUCUCGUCCAAUGUCUACCCCAACCCACACGCCCAACCGCAAACGGAAAGCCGAUGAUGAUGGCAACGAUCACGAUGGCCGAAUGUCCGCAUCUCCCACUAACUCGCCUGCUUUCACUCCUCGAACCCUUCCAUCCAACCGACACCAUAUCAAGCGUGCUCGUCCAAAUGUCAGCGGGCGGCCUCUCUCCCUGCCCCGCUUGCUAGAGACCUUGGAUACCAAUGCUCUCCGGGGCGUUCUCCGCUCCAUGUGUGAGCGUCAUCCGGCCUUGAUGGAUGAGGUCAUUCAUACCGCCCCGCGACCCAGCGUAGCAUCCGCACUCCAGGUGCUUCGGAAUUAUCAGUCCAACCUUCAGUCAUCAUUCCCGCUGGGCGGCAGCUCUGAAUCAGAUUACGCCUACAACCGAGUCCGGCAGCCUUUGGGGAGUUUGUUGGACGCUCUCAGUGACUUUACACCACAUUUCCUUCCGCCAAACGAAACACAAGCCUCCGUAUCUUUGAGCUAUUUAGAUGGGGCAACCGACAUAAUCCACGCUUUGCCCCGGUGGCACACACCUCAAAACAAUCUAGAGCGGGACUCUGCGUACGACGAGAUUUGCAAGGCCUGGAUCUUGGUGAUUCGGGAGGCUGCCAAACGUGGCGGUGGUAUUCAGUUACAGUACGGUGGUUGGGAUCAGAAACUGGCAAAACACAACCAAAACUCCGGCGGUAAACUGCAGGCAGCCGUCAACGAGCUCGGUUCCAGCUUAGGGUGGAUGCACAGACCGGAUGCCCAAGGCUAUGGAAGCCCUGGAGGUAAUGACCUUGGAUCCAUUCGCGAGCAACUCUUGUCGGGCACAUACGGGCUCGGCACCCCAGUCAAGGUUGGGCCAUGGUAA